Messenger RNA from Nycticebus coucang (slow loris), 14389 nucleotides. It is a transcript of the gene MGAM2, whose product is annotated as maltase-glucoamylase 2 (putative). The record is from RefSeq and is a predicted model, not a curated record. Gene Ontology annotation, biological process: carbohydrate metabolic process. Bases 20 to 9367 code for a protein of 3115 amino acids. The transcript is spliced from 48 exons. Lineage: Eukaryota; Metazoa; Chordata; Mammalia; Primates; Lorisidae. Gene Ontology annotation, molecular function: carbohydrate binding; alpha-1,4-glucosidase activity.
AAAAAGACCAGGCUAUGAGAUGGCGAGGAGGUUCAGUGUAUUGGAAAUCCUUCUGCUCGUCUUCUUUGUAAUUGUGCUGCUCAUGGAUAUCUCCUUGCUGUUUCUUGUGUUGGAGAAAACUUCAGAUACUUCGUUUACUCCAGAGUGCCCUGAGAUCCCCCAGUCAGAAAGGAUAGACUGCAUACCUGGCCAACUGGUGACAGAGUAUAUGUGCAGAUGGCAGCUUAAGUGCUGCUGGAAUCCUGUGGCAGAUCCCAAUAUCCCUAGGUGCUUCUUUCCUAGGAACUGGGGCUAUGAAGUCAGCAGUGGCCGUACAAAUACAAGCACAGGGUUUACUGCCCGGUUGAAAAGGUUGCCAUCUCCAUCUCUGUUUGGAAAUGAUGUUACCAGUACCCUCUUCACAGCUGAAUAUCAGACAUCCAAUCGGUUCCAUUUUAAGAUCACUGAUUUCAAUAACAUACGCUAUGAAGUCCCCCAUGAAAAUGUGAAGCUGCUUAAUGAGACUGCUAAGAUCUCCAACAUGAGCUAUUAUAUAGAAGUCAUCAGUAAACCCUUCAGCUUCAAAAUAUUGAGGACGAGCAACAAGAGAGUCUUGCUGGACACGAGCAUCGGGCCCCUCCUGUUCGCCCAGCAGUACUUGCAGCUGUCUUUCCGACUGCUCAGUGCCAAUGUGUACGGGCUGGGAGAACAUGUGCACCAGCAGUACCGCCACAACAUGUCCUGGAAGACUUGGCCCAUCUUCACCCGGGACGCCACCCCCACGGAGGGCGUGAUUAAUCUGUAUGGUGCUCAUACGUUCUUCUUGUGCCUUGAAGACACCAGCGGCUCCUCUUUUGGAGUUUUUCUGUUGAACAGUAAUGCCAUGGAGGUCACCCUUCAGCCUGCUCCUGCAAUCACUUACCGCACAAUUGGGGGUAUUCUUGAUUUUUAUGUAUUCCUGGGAAACACUCCAGAACAAGUGGUUCAGGAAUACUUGGAGGUUGUUGGACGACCAUUCUUGCCUUCCUACUGGAGUCUUGGGUUCCAGCUUAGUCGCAGGGAUUAUGGUGGCCUGGAUGGAUUAAAAGAGGUUGUAAACCGCAACCGUUUAGCCAAGAUCCCAUAUGAUGUCCAGUACUCUGACAUAGACUACAUGGAUGGAAAGAAGGAUUUCACCACUGACCAACAGGCUUACUCUGGUCUCCCAGAUUUUGUCAAGGAAUUACAUGACUAUGGACAGAAAUAUGUGAUUAUUAUGAAUCCUGGCAUCGUCAAUGACUCUGAAUACAAGCCCUAUAAUAAUGGAAGCAGAAUGAGAAUAUGGAUCUUGAGCAACAAUGGGAGCUCUGCUAUUGGGGAGGGCUACCCUGGGCUAACAGUCUUUCCUGACUUCAGCAACCCAGAGUGUACUCAGUGGUGGACAGGCCAGUUUGCUGAAUUUCAUGAUUACCUGGAGUUUGAUGGAGUGUGGAUUGAAAUGGAUGAAGUAUCUAGCUUCCUUCAAGGUGCUGCCCAUGAGUGUGAAUCAAACAACCUGAACUAUCCUCCUUUCACUCCUAGUGUGCUAAACAACUUACUUUUUGCAAGAACCCUCUGCAUGGACACAGAGUUUCACCAGGGCCUUCACUAUGACGUCCACAGCUUAUAUGGAUACUCCAUGGCAAGAGCCACAGACUCAGCCUUGGAGACUGUCUUUGUCGAUAAAAGGAACUUCAUCUUAUCUCGCUCUACUUUUGCUGGAUCUGGUAAAUUUGCUGCUCAUUGGUUGGGGGACAAUGCAGCCACAUGGGAUGACCUCCGGUGGUCCAUCCCUAGUAUCCUUGAGUUCAACUUGUUUGGCAUCCCUAUGGUAGGUGCCAACAUCUGUGGUUAUACAAAAAAUGUCACAGAGGAGCUUUGCAGAAGGUGGAUGCAGCUUGGAGCAUUUUAUCCUCUAUCAAGGAAUCACAAUGGCCCUGGGUUUAGGGACCAGGAUCCUGCUGCCUUUGGUGCUGACUCCCUGCUGCUGAAUUCCUCCAGACACUGUCUGAACAUCCGCUACACCUUGCUGCCCUACUUAUAUACCCUCUUCUACUAUGCUCACACCCGGGGGGACACGGUGGCGAGGCCCCUCAUCCAUGAGUUCUAUCAGGACUCAGCCACGUGGGAGGUGCAUGAGCAGUUCUUAUGGGGGCCUGGACUCCUCAUCACACCUGUUCUGUAUGAAGGCAGGGAGCACGUGGAAGCAUACAUACCGGAUGCCACCUGGUAUGACUACGAGACAGGAGUGGCCAUCCCAUGGAGGAAACAGUUGGUGAAUAUACCACUCCCACCUGAUAGGAUAGGACUUCACCUUCGCGGGGGCUACAUAUUUCCCACCCAGAAGCCAAACACAACUACUGAGGCCAGCCGGAAGAAUUCUUUGGGACUCAUUAUUGCCUUGGACUAUAAAAGAGAAGCCAAGGGGGAGCUGUACUGGGAUGAUGGCAUAUCUAAAGAUGCUGUAACUAAGAAGAAAUACAUUCUGUACGAUUUUUCUGUUACCUCUAACCGUCUACAGGCAAUGAUUACAAAUAAUAAUUACAAGGACCCUGACAACCUCACGUUUAAAGAUAUCAGAAUCUUGGGAAUGGACAAGCAGCCAAUUGAUUUUACUGUCUUUGUGAACAAUGUUUCCACCUCCCAUCUGAGCGUUGUCUAUAAUCCUUCCACAAAGGUGUUGACCAUCACUGAUCUCCAGGGACUGGUGCUCGGACAAGAAUUCUCUAUAGAGUGGAACCUUCCAGUCAGUGACCUGGAGAAGUUCAACUGUUACCCUGAAGAUCCUGCUGCCUCUGAGGAUAGUUGCAGACAGCGGGGGUGCCUUUGGGAGCACACAACAACUCCUGGUGUGCCCACUUGUUACUAUGACACCAUCCCUGAUUAUGCUGCCAGUAAAAUUCAGUACCUGUCCACGAGCAUCACUGCAGACCUUACUCUCCUGAGGGCCCCUGAGUUGGCACGGGCAGCGGAGUCCUCACGGGCAGCAGAGGUACCACCACUGCCAUCGAAGGAUGCUCUACCCCCACCCUCAUCAGCAGCAGAUGCUGCUGCCUCUGGUUUUCUCUCUGCAAAGAUCAACUCCCUCCGCCUGAGUGUGACCUAUCACACAGAAAACAUGCUGCAGGUCAAGAUCUAUGAUGCCAUUGAUAAAAGGUAUGAGGUCCCAGUACCUCUGAAUACCCCUCCCUCUCCAGUCAGCUCCCCCGAACACUGUCUGUAUAAUGUUAACAUUCAGAACAAUCCUUUUGGAAUCCAGAUUCAGCGCAAAAGCUCUGGCACUGUGAUCUGGGACUCGCAACUGCCUGGCUUUACCUUCAAUGAUAUGUUCCUCUCCAUUUCUACUCGUCUCCCAUCUCAGUUCAUCUAUGGCUUUGGGGAAACUGAGCAUAUGGCUUUCAAAAGAAACAUGAGUUGGAACACAUGGGGAAUGUUUGCUCGCGAUGAACCACCAGCGUACAAGAAGAAUUCCUACGGUGUCCACCCUUACUACAUGGCACUGGAGGAGGAUGGAAGUGCCCAUGGGGUGUUCCUGCUGAACAGCAACGCCAUGGAUGUAACUUUACAGCCCACUCCUGCCCUGACAUACCGCACAAUAGGAGGGAUUUGGGAUUUUUAUAUGGUUUUGGGGCCAACCCCUGAACUUGUAACUCAGCAAUACACCAAGCUGAUUGGUCGGCCAGCGAUGAUUCCGUACUGGGCCUUGGGAUUCCAGCUGAGUCGCUAUGGAUACCAGGAUGAUGCUGAAAUCUCCAAUUUGUAUGAUGCAAUGGUGGCAGCCCAGAUUCCCUAUGACGUCCAGCAUGUAGACAUCGAUUACAUGGACCGAAAGCUGGACUUCACCCUCAGCCCCAGCUUUCAAAACCUGAGUCUCCUGAUUGAUCAAAUGAAGAAAAAUGGCAUGAGGUUUAUUCUCAUUUUGGACCCAGCCAUUUCUGGAAAUGAGACGCAGUAUCUCACAUUCACUAGAGGACAAGAAAACAAUGUGUACAUCAAGUGGCCUGACACCAAUGACAUUGUCUGGGGAAAGGUUUGGCCAGAGCUGCCCAAUGUACAUGUGGAUGAAUCUCUUGACCAUGAAACUCAGGUUGAGCUGUACAGGGCCUAUGUCGCUUUUCCUGACUUCUUGCGCAAUAGCACAGCUGUGUGGUGGAAGAAAGAGAUAGAAGAGCUCUAUGUAAACCCCCGGGAGCCAGAGAAGAGCUUGAAGUUUGAUGGACUUUGGCUGGACAUGAAUGAGCCAUCGAACUUUGUAGAUGGAUCUGUCAGGGGCUGCAGCGAUGAAAUUCUCAAUAAUCCACCCUAUAUGCCAUAUCUGGAGUCCAGGGACAGUGGCCUGAGCAGCAAGACCCUGUGCAUGGAGAGCCAGCAGGUCCUGGCGGACGGCUCCACGGUGCGGCAUUAUGACGUGCACAGCCUGUACGGGUGGUCCCAGACCAGACCCACGUACGAAGCCAUGCAGGAGGUGACAGGGCAGCGAGGGGUCGUCAUCACCCGCUCCACAUUCCCCUCUUCUGGCCGCUGGGGAGGACACUGGCUGGGAGACAACACAGCUGCCUGGGACCAACUGGGAAAAUCUAUCAUUGGCAUGAUGGAGUUUAGUCUCUUUGGAAUACCAUAUACAGGAGCAGAUAUUUGUGGGUUCUUUGGAGAUGCUGACUAUGAGAUGUGUGUUCGCUGGAUGCAACUUGGGGCAUUUUAUCCAUUUGCCAGGAACCACAACAACCAUGGGACAAGGAGACAAGAUCCUGUGGCCUGGAAUUCAACCUUUGAGAUGUUCUCCAGAAAAGUCCUCCAUACCAGAUACACCCUGCUGCCUUAUCUCUAUACACUGAUGCACAAAGCUCACGUGGAGGGCAGCACGGUCGUCCGGCCCCUUUUGCAUGAGUUUACAGAUGACAGCACAACGUGGGAUAUAGACUGUCAGUUCCUGCUGGGCCCUGCCAUCCUAAUCAGCCCUGUGCUGGAAAGUAACACCUUUGAGAUCCAGGCUUAUUUUCCCAGAGCUCUUUGGUAUGACUAUAGCACGGCAUCUGGCAUCAAAUCUUCAGGUGAGUGGAGAACCCUGGAGGCUCCCCUCGACCAUAUCAACCUUCACCUCAGGGGAGGCCACAUCUUGCCUUGGCAAGAGCCUGCAGAGAACACUCACUCCAGUCGUCAAAAAUUUAUGGGAUUGACUGUUGCUUUGGAUGACAAUGGGGAAGCUGAAGGCCAGCUGUUCUGGGACGAUGGACAAAGCAUUGAUACCUAUGAAAAUGGAAAUUAUUUCUUGGCAAACUUUACAGCAUCACAGAACAUCUUGAAAAUCCAGACCAUACAUAACAAGUAUUUGAGUGACUCAAAUCCAUUAAAAGUUGGAUAUAUUAGAAUCUGGGGUAUAAACGCUACUAAUGUGAGACAAGUCAGUUUCACCUAUGACAACCAGCAAUUUAUGGAGAUGAAUUUCAAGAGUGACCCUUAUAGACAGACACUAUUUAUUGAAUUGACUGACAAGAUUAUCAGCCUGGAAAGGUUAACUGAGAUUAUUUGGAUUCAUGGUGAUCCUGUAGUUACUACUCCAGCUAUGACAAGCACCUUCCCAAUGAGUCCUCAUCCUUCUCUGGCUACUCCGAAGGCUACCAGUCCUGAGACCACCAUCACUAGUGUUGCUACUACAAGUACUACUUCCACCACUAGUUCUACUACUCCUAGGACAACCACUCCUCCAAUGAGUACUACUGAUGGUAUAACUAGUAGUACUGUUCCUGAUGCAACCACUCCUUCCCCUACAAGCACUGCUACUACUAGCACUAGUAUAACUCUCCCCCAAACAACUUCCACAAAAAGUUCCACUGUUGUUACAACUAGUACUACUGACAUUACAACUAGGACUACUGACAUUGCCACUAGUAGUACUGUUCCUGAUGCAACCACUCCUUCCCCUACAAGUACUAAUACUACUAGCACUAGUGCAACUAGUCUGAAAACAACCACUGCUUCCACAAAAAGUUCCACUAGUGUUAUAACUAGUACUACUGACAUUGCAACUAGUGCUACUGUUCUUGAUGCAACCACUCCUUCCCCUACAAGCCCUACUGAUGUGACAAUCACUGCUAUUGAUCCUGAGGUAACUACCUUCUCUACAAGUACUGGCACUGGUAGCAAUAGUACUGCCACUCCUGUCUCAGCCACUCCUUCCCCAACAAGUACUACUGACAUUAUAAUCACUUCUGCUCUCCCUGGUGUAACUACUACUUUCUCUGGUACUGGUAGCAUUAGUGCUAUGAUUCCUGUCCCAGCCACUCCUUCCCCAACAAAUAAGACUGACAUUACAAUCAGUGCUACUGUUCCUGAUGUAACUACUGUCUCUACAAGUUCUGGUACUGAUAGCACCAGUGCUGCCACUCCUGUCCCAACCACUCCUUCCCCAACAAGCAAGACUGAUGUUACAAUCAGUGCUACUGUUCCUGAUGUAACUACUACUUCCUCUACAAGUUCUGGUAUUGGUAGCACCAGUGCUGCCACUCCUGUCCCAGACACUCUUUCCCCAGCAAGCAAGACUGAUGUUACAAUCAGUGCUACUGUUCCUGAUGUAACUACUACUUCCUCUACAAGUUCUGGUACUGGUAGCACCAGUGCUGCCACUCCUGUCCCAGACACUCUUUCCCCAGCAAGCAAGACUGAUGUUACAAUCAGUGCUACUGUUCCUGAUGUAACUACUACUUCCUCUACAAGUUCUGGUAUUGGUAGCACCAGUGCUGCCACUCCUGUCCCAGACACUCUUUCCCCAGCAAGCAAGACUGAUGUUACAAUCAGUGCUACUGUUCCUGAUGUAACUACUACUUCCUCUACAAGUUCUGGUACUGGUAGCACCAGUGCUGCCACUCCUGUCCCAGACACUCUUUCCCCAGCAAGCAAGACUGAUGUUACAAUCAGUGCUACUGUUCCUGAUGUAACUACUACUUCCUCUACAAGUUCUGGUAUUGGUAGCACCAGUGCUGCCACUCCUGUCCCAGACACUCUUUCCCCAGCAAGCAAGACUGAUGUUACAAUCAGUGCUACUGUUCCUGAUGUAACUACUACUUCCUCUACAAGUUCUGGUACUGAUAGCACCAGUGCUGCCACUCCUGUCCCAGCCACUCCUUCCCCAACAAGCAAGACUGAUGUUACAAUCAGUGCUACUGUUCCUGAUGUAACUACUACUUCCUCUACAAGUUCUGGUAUUGGUAGCACUAGUGCUGCCACUCCUGUCCCAGACACUCUUUCCCCAGCAAGCAAGACUGAUGUUACAAUCAGUGCUACUGUUCCUGAUGUAACUACUACUUCCUCUACAAGUUCUGGUACUGAUAGCACUAGUUCUGAGACUUCUGUCCCAGCUACUCCUUCCCCAACAAGCAAGACUGAUGUUACAAUCAGUGCUACUGUUCCUGAUGUAACUACUACUUCCUCUACAAGUUCUGGUAUUGGUAGCACUAGUGCUGCCACUCCUGUCCCAGACACUCUUUCCCCAACAAGCAAGACUGAUGUUACAAUCAGUGCUACUGUUCCUGAUGUAACUACUACUUCCUCUACAAGUUCUGGUAUUGGUAGCACUAGUGCUGCCACUCCUGUCCCAGACACUCUUUCCCCAACAAGCAAGACUGAUGUUACAAUCAGUGCUACUGUUCCUGAUGUAACUACUACUUCCUCUACAAGUUCUGGUACUGAUAGCACUAGUUCUGAGACUCCUGUCCCAGCUUCUCCUUACCCAACAAGCAAGACUGAUGUUACAAUCAGCGCUACUGUUCCUGAUGUAACUACUACUUCCUCUACAAGUUCUGGUAUUGGUAGCACUAGUGCUGUAACUCCUGUCCCAGACACUCUUUCCCCAACAAGCAAGACUGAUGGCACAACUAGUACUACUGUUCCUGAUGCAACUACUCCUCUCUCAAUAAACAAUAGCAGUGCUAACACUGGUGCUACUGUUUAUCCUACAGCCACACUUUCUCCUACUGCUAUUCCUAAUACAACUGUACCAUCCCCUGAAAGUAUUACUGCCUCUAUUUCAACCACUUCUUUUCUGACAAGUAUUACUGGCACUAGAAUUAGUACUACUGAUAUUAACACUACCUCUUCUCUACCAAGUCCUGGUACCCCUAUUUCUAAUAUAACUCCUCCUCCUUCAACAAAGAAUACUUACACCAGCACUAGUACUAAUGUUUCUUUUAUUACCACUUCCUCUCUUACAAGUAAUGAUGAUAUUAGCACUAAUACUGUUCAAAUUACAACUGCUCCUUCUCUUAAAAAUACUGAUACUCAUUCUACUAGCAAUAGUUUUUCUUCUAUUACUAAUUCAUCUGGAAGUACUAAUGCAAAUAUUUCUACAAAUACUGUUGUCUCUGGCACUAGCAAUGAUGGUUCCGUAACAAAUCCUCUUUCACCUACAAUGACUGGUGGGGACAUCACUAGUAAUAGUAUUUCUAUAAAGACUACUCCUUUUUCUACAAAUGCUCUUGCUACGACAUCCACUAGUAUGAAUCCAAUUACUACAAAUGUGAAUAUUACCACUUUAGGGAAUGAAAAUAUAACUACAGGAGUCACCACAGUCAAUGUGAUUACACAGGGUACAAAGGCUACUUCUGUGGAGACUCAAGUCAUUUCAACCCCACCUCCUGCAGGUACCCCUGCUGAUACCACCACAGGUAAUGUAUCUCCAACUGCACUUACCACAAAUACGAACACAGCUUAUCCUUCAGAUAGUCCAACCCAUAAUUUAAAUACCACCUCCACAGCUACUGGAGAUUCCACUAUACCAGAUUCCACCAGUACAAAUAUCACCAGCACGAUACCGGUUGUUACAGAUGUAGCAGGUACUUCUACUAAGGACGGCCUAACUAUGGUUAAUGUUAGUCUCACAACUGCUGCUGUUGUGAAUGCUGCUCCUACUUCUACAAGCACCAUAAUUGCUAGUACCCAAAACUUUGCUACUUCCUCACGUGCAAUCAACACAAGUAUUACAUCUACGACAGAAGUCACUGGAGAUGCCAUUACAGCAUAUACUACCACGAUAGCUGCACAUUUUUUCAACACAAAAACUACAAAAUCAAUUGUAACUUCUAAUGCAGUCCAUACAGAUACUUACAUCCCGAGUACCACAGCUGUUCCCACCACCAAUACUAUAAACACUACCAGACAUUCAGUACAUGUUACUGAUGCAGAUAACUCCAGCAGUGUUACGGAUAACACUACACACAUUUCUAUUCCAAAUAUCACAACAGCACCCAGUGCUACUACAGACAUUAUGAAUGAUACCACACAUGCUUUAAAUAACACAACCCCUGGUGGAGCGACAGCAGAUACUUCUACCACUGCAUCUGUUUAUGCUGCCUUAAAUUCUACUCUAGUUCCAUGAUUACCAUUCAAGGCAAGAUAAUUGCCUCAGAUAACUCUUUAAGACAACUAUUACAGAUUGGAAUAUCAGUUAACAGAUGUUCUAUCUUACGCUACCUAAGUUUUCACAAAUAUUAUUCCUCUAGCCACACGAGAUGGCUACUCCAAGAACUGUAGGCACUGAAGAUAUGGUUAGGGAUGCAUCCUUUAUAAACUGUGGAUAUUUCGUAGCCAGAAUAAGUACUAUUGUUCAUUAAAUUAUGAUUUUCCUCUAACCCCAUCAUUUAUAGACAAUUUAUAUGUACUUGCUACAGAUGUCAGAAGUUAUCUUGGUAUGUUUGACAACACCAUGUUAAGCCCGGUAAAUACUAUUUCUUUAGAUGUUGUUAUUUUGAAAUACACCAACUUGUUUCUUGGGUUAUAAGACAUAAUACCAUAACCAAGACCACUGGAUGUACUCCUGGCAUUCAAAUGACCUCUGUAACAAGUAUUACAGUACAGUAUUUAAUUAGUAAUGCUAACAACUGCACUUUAUUUUCCUGUGAACUUUUUAAAAUACCAUGACUACCAACAUAGUCAUUUACUAUUACACAUACUGAAAGCGUUAUUGCUUUUGAAGAGAUCCUAGCUCUAGCUACAAAUAUAGAUUUUGCUACCAUUGAAGAUUUUGUAUAUACCUUUACUUCAGACACUAAAAUAAUUAAAUUAGAAAUAAUACUUGUUAUUUUUACUAUCAUACAAAAUAAAAUAUGAUUAUAGAUGCUAAAAACAUAAAUUCUAAAACUUUGCAGCCAUUAUUCCCAUAGGUACUACCUACACCCUUACUAGUACUACUAUUUAUAGACAUUAAAGUGCUUCCAGAGAAUUAGAAUUAAUCCUAAUUCUGAGGCAGUGCAGGCCCUUGCUGUUACCGUGAGUGAUUGGCUGUGAUGCUAGUAUAAACUAGAAAUCAUCCAGAGAUGAGAUUGUAGAGAUGGCUUAGAAGACAUGAUCUCUGCCCUGGCAUCAGAACUCAUAAUCUUAUUUGCUUUUUCUUUUUAUCUAACAGUAUUUCCUUUAUUAUUUUACUGGCAAGACUCUCGUUUGGAGUGUUAGGGCUUUCAGUAUGCUCUUGGUCUUUCAUAUCCAAAUUCACCAUCUAUCCUUGACCUACUACUUUCUUAGGUCAUUCAGCCCUCCAUGAGGUAGAUUCAUGGCCAUUACCAAAUCUAUCCAGUUGGGUGCUGUUGAAGGCUUAACCCUGGAACAAUAUUCUCAAAGUUUAGUUCAGGGGUCCAGUGAGUUGAUCUUUUGGGGGCACUUAAGUUCAUAUCUAUUUUCAUGAUAAUACUAAAUUGUUCUGGUUUUCAACUCUCAUUUUCUCAUUAGUAUACAGUGGCAUUUUUCACAGACUCUAUUCCAUGUGGUAUCACAAUAGAGGAAUAUAGAAACUAAGAAUCUAGCUGUCUUCUAUUAAACCAGACAUUAAAAAGAUUUAUAAAACGUAAAAUAACACCAUUCUUACUGAUUUGUUUUUUUUUUUUUUUUGCUUUGGAAAGUCAGUUAUUUUUCAUAAAAUAUGUAUUAUUUAUGUUAGCACAUAGUGGAUAUGUUAUUUUUUAUGAAUAAAAAUAAAUAUUUAGAAAAUAUUUUAUAAAUGACCCAAUUUCUAACACAGUAAAUAUCAGCAGAUACAAUUCACAUUGUCAAAGCACAUUGCUCUCCUUAAUUUUGAAUUUAAAGGGGUUCUGAGGCCAAAGAGUUUCCACUGGGCAAUGUUAUCUUGUUUCUUCUCUCAGAUCCUGGUGAUGUAUACCACAUAGGUACUCCAGCAUCUGUGACUUGCUCCAUGCGACUGAUUACUGCCUUCUGCAAACAUAUCUGCCUAGCUUUCUCACUGGCCACCACAGCUGCCCCAUUGUUUGGUCAAUUUCAUGAUGUCCAUCCAUAUUAGGAACACAGAUUUCUCAGUCAGAUGCAUUUGACUUUUGGAAUCUGCUCACAAGCCAUCAUCCUCUAAACAAAGCUAAUAGAUCAUAUGCUAGUGUGUACAGGGUGGACAUAAAGUUCGUGUGCAAUUUAAAGUUAUAACUACAACUAUUUUAAAUUGUACACGAACUUUAUGUCCACCUUCUAUAUGACUCUUAAGUUGUCCUCCCAACUCAAAACUUGUAGUUCAGUAGACUUGGUCAUAGACUUCCUCACAUGUAUCUUACUGAGCAAAAACUGGUACUUUCAUCUUCCUAGCACCACAAACUCCGAAAUAGGACAAAAUGCUCUGUGUCCUUAGGCACCACUGAAUCCUGCUGCCAGCCCACCACCCUAGCCCUGAUGGGUUGGCCAGAGGCUUUGCUUAAAACACCUUGGAAUUAGAACACUAAAGAUGUUGGGGCCUUGGUGUAUGUCACACUUUAUGGGGGCAAGACAUGAUUGCAAGAGGGACCUAACAAUUGCAAUCAGUGUAACCUGGCUUAUUGUACCCUCAAUGAAUCCCCAACAAUAAAAAAAAAGAACACUAAAGAUGAACUUUCUUUUUUUUUUUUUUGUGGUUUUUGGCCGGGGCUGGGUUUGAACCCGCCACCUCUGGCAUAUGGGACCGGCGCCCUACUCCUUGAGCCACAGUCACCGCCCAAGAUGAGCUUUCUUGAACAAGCAGAGUGCUAAAGUUCCUGAAAUCUAUCCCCUUGGAUAUAUAAAUGGAGUGAAAGUAUGAAAUUUUGAAAAUGUAAGAAGUAAUCUGAAAAAACAAAAUCAACAAAAGGCUGGACUUAGUUCAUCUAUUUGGAGAGACUUGAGAAUUAAAACUUGAGAGUCAAUACUCAAAGAGUGUUCCUGGAACCAGGCUCAGAAAAUCUGGGGUCAGUGUUGACAUGCAUAUAUGACAAUGGCAACACUGAUAAAACUUGUGCCUGAUUUAUAAGAUCUAGGGAAAACCUAAGCCCCAUAAUGACUUGGAAACUGGUCUCAUGGGACUACCCAUAUGGAUGACAUUAAUUCUGAACUAAGUAUUGUGACUCAUGUUCUAAAUACAGAAGAAUCUCCAUAGGUGACCUUCUCCCUACAUUGACCACCUCCUUAAGUUGACCUAAUUUUCAUAGAGCAGAUAUGUACCACAUGUACGUAUCAGUACUAUAGGCCUAGUUGCUUAUGACGACCACCUAUGUGUGUUGACCAGUUUGUCACAGUCUCUUGCAUGUUUUAUCUACAGAGGUUCUUCUGAUACUUGAGACAUUUCUAUCCACACCAUUACCACUGGACAUAACUAUUUUUACACCUGAAAUUUCUAGUUUUUCUAUUUCAUUUUAUAUGAUAUUCUAAGCAUCAUCAUGAAAACACUAUUUACAAACCAAUUAAGAGUCAUCACACAUAGCAUAUUAUUAAUUUUCCAAUGAGGGGUAUAUAUGAAAGAUGUUUUGAAUUAGCAGGAAAUUCACUGGAGGCUGGGGUACUUAGAAAUGCUUUGAGGGACAGGGUAAGCUGGGAUGUGCCUUAUGGCAUAGAAAAUAGUUGGGAAAGCAUUUCAGGUGGAGAAUAAGUUGGACAAAUAGUGCAACUUUACAUAGUAUAAUUAGAAGAUACAAAAAGGCUACUCUUUCUAUAGCAGGAACAUUGUGAGGGGAGAAAAGGUUUAAAGUUUAUCAGUUUUCACCACUAAACUUCAGUGUAUCUGAGAUUAGACUUUCAUAUGAGAGUUGGAAGAAUGUUCAUUUCAGCAAAGGAAUUUAUAGGGGUAGAGAAUGCUUUGCUUUUCACACCCCCUCUCCCAUGGGGGUGGAGGGUCCUUUGUAUGACGGGCACUGCAGAAGGCUAGGACUGCUCAUGGAGACUGGCAGUAUCUGUUAGAAGCUCUGACUAGCAUCUCACUCCCAGAUGAGCACUUGCUGAGCUGUACAAACUCUUAGCCUGCCAGGUAACACAGUGGAGCAAGGAGCAUGAACAAAGCUCACAGAAACCUCUUAAUAUAUCUCCCAGAGUGUGGAAGUCAAUGAAAUCACAGAGAUUGGGGCCAAGGUCUUUCUUGGAGAAUUCCAAGGUUGGCAGGGAUUGGAGACCCUACGGUGGUGAUAUGGAGCCAGAGUAGCAGUGGUGCAACCUGGGGGAUUGACAGGCAAGAAGCUGAAGCUCCCCAGGGACAUGAGGUAGGAGAUGGCUGGGACAGAGUUGUCAUGAAGAUGCUUGUCUAAGGGAUAGAGGAUGAGAGGUUGCAGAUGGACCACCAAGAAUAGAAACCAACUGUAUAGUGGGGAGAGAUCAAAUAGGUCAUGCAGAUUGCAUCUCAUGCCAUGUUAGAUGAUUCACAAAGGCCUCUGAAGAACUCACUAGAGUGCCCACAAGAAGAAACAAAAUCUAGGGCUCUGUCACACCGAGGGUACCAAUGAAUGCCUUGCCAUAGCCAUAGCAUCAAUCCCAUGAGAUACAUUGCCUUUUUCUCUAAUGCCCAUCUGACCACAGAGAAGACCCCAAAACAGCCAAGGGAGAGGAGGAGAAGGCAGAAAUGUGAAAGCAGAUUGCAAUAUCCUUUCCCAAAGCUAGAGGAAGCCAUUGAGGGAAAGAGAAAAGUUGACAUGGAAGUAAGGCUGGCAUACUGAUUUAGACUACGCCAACUCUUCAAGACUGGUAAACAACCAGAAUGUUAUAAGGAGUAAGAAAAGGAUUUCAACUCAACAUUGAGGGAGAGGGGCUAAGAUUCAGAAAAACAUUAUAAACCAGAGAAUGAGAAAAGGCAUAGUACUAUCUCACUUCACAGUUACCUUGUUAGAAUGGUGGAUAGUGAAUAAUUACCCUUAACAUUGUAAUAUUUUAUCAACUACUCAUUUCAGAGAAAAACUGAGAACAAGUUAGGGUUAGAUCUGGGCCCCUCAUGAACUUUGAGGUUUUCUCACUUUAGCCAAUCUCUAAGACCUUUAGAGAAGGUGGCUUUGGAAGUUCUUUAAUUGAGGAUUGAGAAAAGUUUAGCUCAGGACAGGGAGUAAAAGGGUCUAUAGGAUCUAUGGGACUUGUUACACAAUAACUCUUUAUAUUUGCAUCAUAACUCAUAAUUUGCAAAGGAUUUCCCAUAAAUGAU